Parasteatoda tepidariorum (common house spider) is the source of this 1224-nucleotide messenger RNA. RefSeq lists its product as uncharacterized. NCBI's taxonomy places the organism in Eukaryota, Metazoa, Arthropoda, Arachnida, Araneae, Theridiidae. The record is from RefSeq and is a predicted model, not a curated record.
UUAAAUUAAUAAUAUUUAAGAAUUAGCAAGUAACUUUUGUUUCAUGAUCACCAACGGAUCAUCAUAACAAAACAACACAAACGCCAUAUUGGAUUAGAGCGUCUUAAGUCAGUCGAACCACCCGUCUUAAGACCGAUUUGUCUUUUUCAACGUAAGUGUUUCAGUUGAAUUGAAACUUACGAGAUUUCCCAUCAUGCAUUGCGAAAGUUACGAUUUCACCCGUCUUAAGACAGUCGAUGUUGCAGUUGAAUUCCAUCCUAAAACGAACAAGCAAUGACACGCAAUUCUGGAGAUGCCGGCAUUUGAGGCCACAUUGCGGAGCUAGGUUCCGCAUUAAAGAUGAUACGAUAAUUUUAAAGGAAGGAGAGCAUAACCAUGCGGAUGAUUCUGAAAAGAUUAAGUAUAUGACCUUUUCUGAAGACAUGGAGCAACAAGCUGUUGAGAGAAUUACAACACCUGUUAAACGUUUGUACGAUGAAGCUGUGGGUAAGCAUGCGUUGUCCCUGAAGGCUGCUGCCGCAAUUCCCAGAUUUUCCUCACUUUCAAAAAAAAUGUAUAGAUCCCGUCAUUCAACGAUGCCUGCCUUGCCACAUUCUGUGGAUGAUAUUAAUCUCCCAGAAGAGUGGCAAAGAACGACAGGCGGAAAUAAAUUCCUGUUGAUUGACAAUGGGCAGGGAUCUGAAAGAUUUCUGGUGCAAAAAUUGGGGCUUGUCCAUCAAUACAAGCACGACCCACAAACCACCAGGUGGGUUCGUCGACUAGUGGCUUUGCCACUAGUCCCUCCCAAAGAGAUGGGCAAUGCUUGGAUCUGGCUGGAACAUGAUGCUCCUCCAGGGAAUGCCACACAUCGCAUGAACCAGUACAUUAUCAAAACCUAUUUGGAUGACUCGGAUGCUGCAUUUCACAUGUCCAUAUGGAAUCACUAUGAGAGUGGAAAUGAGAGAACGAAUAAUAACCUUGAGGGGUGGCACUCUAAGAUAAACAAACGUGCCUCAUCUCGGCUUAAUAUUUUCGCAAUGAUAACAUUAUUGCGAAGUAUUCAGGCCGAGACUGAGGGACAAAUUAUGAUGUUAAAUGUUGGGCGAGGAGUGGAAAAUUAUCUAGAUCAUGUUUCCCACUUGUGUCCACAAGUGGGAAAUAAGCCUUAAAACUAUUAUUAGAGCUAGAAUGCUGGUGACUUUUUUUUUUUUUGUAUUUUGGUUUUUUUUUUUAGCUAUGUUUUUC